UUUCCCUCUCUGCCUCCUCACAACUACACGGACAGUCACCAGCAACUGUUCGAGUGGAAGAUCUGACUCAACCCCCAGGACUCACAGUGAGUACUUCUGCUCGCUACUUGUUUUGUGUCCGCCAUUGGCUUUGCCGUGUCGCACAAAGAUCCGUUCUGCGUGUGCAAAUCGUCUCUGUAAACCUUCCUGUCCUGCGACACAAUGUCGUCCGGACCAGCUGCGUGCUCCUUUGAAUCGACCGCGGACCCUUCUUCGAGUAAGGCACGGUGCUUGUCGCCAAGUCCCCUCUCGAUCGGGGCGCGAGUCAAGUCUGAAAUGAGGACCCCUCGACUCGGCGCCUACCAGGCAUUCCCGGGUCGUUCUCAGGGCGAGCUCCCACCGACGGCGGACGCACACAGUGUAAUGGCUCCGAACAAGACACUGACACCGUCAUCGCCUUUCAGACACCACCGGCCGCCUACGUUGCUGCCACCAACCCCACGUCCUAAUACCGCCGCCGCCUUGUAUCCCCAUCAGUUUGUACAAUCCACGCACCAUCCGCAUCACGAUGUACUCGCUCUUCUAAACGCGUCGUUACUUCACGACCCAUCGGAAACAGCUGGCCAACAUGGUUCUCCGCAUCUGCAACUACCGCCUCCGCGCGAUCACCCCUCUUCUCAACAUGUCUCAAUAAACUCUUCUCCGUGGACUUCGUCCCAUCCGGUUUUUACCAGCACCUCAGCUCUCGCUGCUCACCAUGGAAUCCCUCAAUCCCUUCCCCCGGUUCCUCGCACUACUCGCUAUCUAUCGGAAAAGCAACAACCAAUACCUUCCAGUUCGACUAAUACGGACUUGAACUUUGAUCAUCUCGUCUCUAACUACUUGAAUAUGCUAUCGCAAAAGCCACUGGAACAGUCCGCGGCGCCGUCUGCCCCCACAAUGAGCGACGACAACGCUGCGGCAUUGCAAGCGGUUCUUGAGGUCAUCCAAGCCUCCCCAGAAUUCCAGCAGAUGCAGGACUUUGGCGCGUUGACUGGCGAUAUGCCAGGCGACUACGAUAGUUUCCUUACUUCGCCUAUGGAAGAAUCGCCUUACGAGGACAUGCUCCCGACACCUGCUCUCGGCAACGGCGAUUUCGAUUACCUCACCUCGCCGGCAAUAGUCGAUGCUGACGACUUCGGUGCGUUUGCUCCGGAUGUAUCCCUUUUCGGCGACUCCGCGCGCUUCGCAAUGUCUGCUGCUGAGCCGAAGGCUGCUCUGCCUGUUCCUGCCGUUCAACAUUCGGUCGACUUCGAUGUCGACGGCGGCCUGUACACGAUGUCUCCGGAGACUCCUGCUCUCGACCCGACCUCGCUCCAGACUUCGCCGCUCGCUACGCCUAUCACACCUUCUCUUGAUACCCCGGUAUCUGCACCCCGUCGUAAGAACGCACCGACCGGGACGCGCAAGAACAUCACCCCCGAGGCACUCGUGCCUGUCGAUGCGCCGAUCCAAACGCGCAACUACGCGACGCCGUCUGCGACUUCGCGCAAGGCGGUGCCGGCUGGAUUCGCGAAGAAGCGCGCUCUGUCCCAGGCGUUCGACGAGGAGGACGGCGAGUCUUUACUCGAUCCGAAUGACCUCGACGCCAUCGAGGCCAAGCGGCGGCAAAACACGUUGGCCGCGCGUCGCAGUCGAAGGCGCAAGCUUGAGUAUCAGCGUGAGCUCGAGACGAGUCUAGAUCAGCUGACGGAUGAGAAGGACCAGUGGAAGCGUAGAGCGGAGGCGUUGGAGGCAGUGUUGCGCAGCCAUGGGCUCGAGGUACCGUCUGUCCUCAGCUUCUAAGGUCGUUGACUUCUCUUCCGUCGUUGGCUUGGGACGCUUUUCGUGAUACUCAUGUUCUCAUUUUCCUUGUCUCUGUUGAAGCCGUCGCUCAGUAUCUGACGGCCUUCGGUACUCUGCUCGUCUGUCUGAACCACCACUCCCCACCCACUUGCAUUCGGAGUAUCGUCGUAUCCCCCAUCCCCAGCAGCACAUCAGGUGUCUUGCUCUUUCGUCUGUUCUUUGCAUGUUGUUUCUCACAUCGUCGACUAGUAAUGCUCUGUUGCUGUAAUGUCGCCCCUUCCCUUUAUGACCUUUUCGCAUGCAUGUAUAUGUCUACGCCAACAUUGCACAGGUUUUGUGUCGCGUAAUGAUAAAAGUGAUUUUCCUGUG
Phanerochaete carnosa HHB-10118-sp is the source of this 2172-nucleotide messenger RNA. RefSeq lists its product as uncharacterized. Gene Ontology annotation, molecular function: DNA-binding transcription factor activity. Gene Ontology annotation, biological process: regulation of DNA-templated transcription. NCBI's taxonomy places the organism in Eukaryota, Fungi, Basidiomycota, Agaricomycetes, Polyporales, Phanerochaetaceae. The transcript is spliced from 2 exons. Bases 202 to 1803 code for a protein of 533 amino acids. The record is from RefSeq and is a predicted model, not a curated record.